AAUUGUAGAAUGUCAUCAAAGAUGCUGACAAAGAAAAGGAAGAAGUAUGGUUGCAUUAGAGAUGCCUCCAAAUGUUUAAGAUUGCAGUCACAUGAAACAGGAGUACCACGUAAGUGCAAAUACAAUUGUUUUGAUAUUGUCAGUGAUGAAAAUAAAAGGAAUAUUACUAAUAACAUGAACCACUUUCAAAAUUAUGAUGAAAUAAACCUCUAUUUAAGUGAUUUAAUCACAGUGCUGCCUAUACAGCGCAGGCAUCCUAGAAGAGAAGUGGAGGAAGCAAAGUUUCGUGAUGUAUCAUAUACAUUCAGUGUUAUAUUACCAUUAAUGGAAGUGUACAAGAAGUACAUGUGUACAGGCAAGCAUUUAUGUCAUUACAUGGAAUAAAGAAGGGCAAGGUAGAUCAUUUACUGAAGAAACUUAAAUCUGGAGACCAACCUCUAUGAGACAGCCGAGGGAAACACAGCUCCCGCCCACAGGCUUUGAAAAAUGAAACACAUACAAUAAUAAGAGGGCACAUUAAAUCAUUUAAAGGUCAUAACAGCCACUACAGUUUGACAAAGUCAGAAAAAAUUUACCUACCAGAGUCUUUGAAUAUUAAAAAGAAUGUUACAUAUGUUCAAGGAGAAGUUUCAGGAUCAGAACAUGUCAUAUGAAACAUACCACACUAUAUUCAACUCAGAUUUCAAUAUAAGUUUUGGAUAUCCACGAUCAUCUGUUGAAAAUAAAGUAAGGCUCCAUUCCGAACUUUGAUCCAAUGAAAUAGCCCAUGAAUUGCAUCUCAGAAAACAAAAAGUGUUCUAUGACAGGAAAAAAGGGCAAAGAUGGAAUGUCAAAAAAAUUCAUCAAAGGUUGCAAUUACGAUGGACUAUAGCAAAAACUUUCCUUGUCCAAAUAUAAAGACAAAUGAAGUUUAUUAUAAAUGACAGCUUUUUGUAUUUAUAUUCAAUGUUCACGUUUUGGCAACAGCUAUUUUUACAUGUAUCCAGAGAGCAAAGGCCGAAAAGGAGCAGACGAAGUUUCAUUGUUCCUUUAUCAUUUUGUGCACAAUUUUCUAACUCCAGAAGUCGGACAUCUGGGGAUCUUCUGUGACUCCUGCGGAGGGCAAAUCAAGAAUGCCACUGUGUUCAGAUUCCUUCACCAUCUGGUCCAUACAGAAAAACGAUUGGACUAUGUAAAGAUGACAUUCCUCAUAAGAGGUCAUUUGUACCUUGAAUGUGAUAAAAAUAUUGAUAUGAUAGACCAAACUCAGGAAUGUCAAAUUCCAAAGGACUGGUGUCAGGUUUUUCAGAAUUCACACACACAUGCUUUGCCUUUUGUCAUCAUUGAUGUUGAGGAGCAACCAGAGAUAAUCAAAUGCUGGACAGAGCAUCUGGAUAAUACAAUAUACAAGAAGAAACUCCCUUUCCAGUCCAGGCCAAUAAGAGAAUUGGAAGUCACACGACACCAUGCAGCACUGGUUCGGUAUAGAGGAAGCUACAAUGGAGCAUAUGAGCAAGCUUCAUUACUUCUUCGUGGAAAGAAAGGGCAAGAUUCUAGCCUGAAAGAUGGCGAGUUCAGCCUACCCUCUGCUAAAUAUGAAGGUGAUCUUAAAAUAUCUGCUGAGAAAUACAGAGAUUUACAAGACUUGAAAAGAUUUUGCCAUAGUGAAGUGCAAGUGUAUUUUGAUCAUCUUUGGCAUUAACCCACCAUCGAAAAAGCACAGGACCUUUUAUAGAAGAUUAUUAAAUGAUUAUAUGAGAUAAUUUGUUGUAACAUGAAUUUGAAAUCUUGUAGUUACCUGCAAUAUGUUAUGAACUUGGCAUAAUUUUCCUCUGUAUGGCCUGCCUUCAUAAUAAAAAUGCAUCAUAUUAUUGUAAAUCCUAUUCAGAUGUGUAUAA
Messenger RNA from Schistocerca americana (American grasshopper), 1877 nucleotides. RefSeq lists its product as uncharacterized. The transcript is spliced from 2 exons. The record is from RefSeq and is a predicted model, not a curated record. Bases 920 to 1681 code for a protein of 253 amino acids. NCBI's taxonomy places the organism in Eukaryota, Metazoa, Arthropoda, Insecta, Orthoptera, Acrididae.